AUGCACAAGUUGGCCCAUCCGGACGGUGAACUGGCCACGUCCCUCGCAGCGGCAAGCAUCAACGUGGGCAUUUGUCUCUCGUCGUACGCGACCACGUGGCUGGAAGAGGUGGUCAAGGACCGGAGCAGGACCCAGCAGCUCCUAGAUCGGGCUGAAGCCGCCGGCUACAAGGCGCUGUUCCCCUCAGUCGAUGUGCCCGUGCUGGGCCGUCGGCUCAAUGAGUUCCGCAAUGCGUUCUCGCUGCCCCCGGACCUUGGCUUUCCCAAUCUCCUCUCGACGGGGCACGAUGAGUUUGCCGACGGCGCGAGCUCGCAGGACUACGACGCCAGUUUGGAAUGGGCCGAGAUCAUCCCCUGGCUGCGAAGAAACACGAACAUGCAAAGCUGGUUGAAAGGCAUUCUCAAUCCCGCCAACGUUCAGCUGGCCAUCAACCACGGUGUCGACGGCGUCGUUAUAUCCAACCACGGAGGCCGUCAGCUGGACGGCGUGCCGGCCACGCUUGACUGCCUGAGAGAGUGUGCCAUGGUAGCGAAGAGCGUAUCCAGAUCGCAGUGGAUGGAGGCAUCCGGCGUGGUUCGGACAUCUUCAAAGCCCUCGCACUCGGGGCACAGCACUGUUUCAUAG
Messenger RNA from Cladophialophora carrionii CBS 160.54, 624 nucleotides. RefSeq lists its product as uncharacterized. The transcript is spliced from 4 exons. The record is from RefSeq and is a predicted model, not a curated record. Lineage: Eukaryota; Fungi; Ascomycota; Eurotiomycetes; Chaetothyriales; Herpotrichiellaceae. The coding region runs from base 1 to 624 and encodes 207 amino acids. Gene Ontology annotation, molecular function: oxidoreductase activity.